Xenopus tropicalis (tropical clawed frog) is the source of this 5326-nucleotide messenger RNA. RefSeq names its product nephronectin (gene npnt). Lineage: Eukaryota; Metazoa; Chordata; Amphibia; Anura; Pipidae. Gene Ontology annotation, cellular component: extracellular region; membrane. Gene Ontology annotation, molecular function: integrin binding; calcium ion binding. Bases 556 to 2601 code for a protein of 681 amino acids. The transcript has 14 exons. The record is from RefSeq and is a predicted model, not a curated record.
AAUAUCAAUGAAUAGGUAGCCUAAAUAACAGCAGCUCAUAGGACAUAUAGUUUCAUUAAAUACAAAGUAGUCACCUCCGACCUGCACUCCCUUGGGAGUCUGAUAAGGUCUGAUACGGGAGGGACGUACAGCUACUAUGUAUUUUCCGAUAACAAUGGGCUUUGCAUGCUGCAGGAUGCUGGAACUCCAUGAAGUUCUUGGGGGCAAGUGAAUGGGCAAGUUAAGAGGUGUGUUCAGAAGGGAAUCACCCAGCGAGCAGGAUGGGAGGAAAGCGAAGGUGACGUGCAAACCAGUAAGGGUGGGUUGCUCCAACUCCUCCUCACUCUGAGCCGGGCUGAACAGGGAGGGAGCUGGGCAUGUGUCACACACGCAGACCUGCUGCUGCUUUCACUGGGUGCUGUGCUUCUCCCUAUCAGUGAUUGUGUUUGGGGGUGUGGGGAGAAGAGAGAAGACAGAGAGGGGAGCCCCUCCAUACCCCUCUCUCACCUGCCUACCAUUGGAUACCCGCUACUGCCCUGCACUUUCCUACAGUCCGGUUAAUUCUCACUGGCUGCCAUGGAGUUAGCAAUCAGGUUAAUAAUUGCCUGCUCUCUGUACCUGAAGGCUGCUGGGGACUAUGAUGGAAGGUGGCCCAGACAGAUUGCAUCCACCACAGGACUGUGUCGCUAUGGUAACAGGAUAGACUGCUGCUGGGGAUGGGCUCGUCAGUCAUGGGGACAGUGUCAGCCUUUCUACUACGUCUUAAGACAGAGAAUAGCCAGCGUAAGGUGCCGAUCGCAAGCCAUUUGUCAGCCAGCAUGUAAACAUGGGGACUGUGUAGGCCCAAACAAGUGCAAAUGUCAUCCUGGAUACACCGGAAAGACCUGCAACCAAGAUGAUGAGCUGUUGACUACAGUGCCUGAGUGGUAUCAUGAAGUCCCUUUUUUGUAUCCUGUUGAGGCUCCAGCAACAGGGGUACCACCCGGGGAUCUGAAUGAAUGUGGUUUGAAACCUCGGCCAUGCAAGUAUCGCUGUAUGAAUACAUAUGGAAGCUACAAGUGCUACUGCCUGAAUGGAUAUAUGCUGAUGCCAGAUGGAUCCUGUUCAAAUGCAUUAACCUGCUCAAUGGCAAACUGCCAAUAUGGCUGUGACGUAGUCAAAGGAGAUGUCCGCUGUCGCUGCCCUUCACCAGGUUUGCAACUUGGACCAGAUGGCAGAACCUGUGUAGAUGUCGAUGAAUGCGCAACAGGAAAAGUUGUGUGCCCCAGACAGAGAAAAUGUGUUAACACUUUUGGAAGCUACAUUUGCAAGUGCCAUGAAGGCUAUGACUUGAUACAUGCUGCAGGGAAAUACCAAUGCUUUGAUAUUGAUGAAUGCUACACGGGCCAGUAUCAAUGCAGUCAAUUUGCAAGAUGCUACAAUACUCCUGGGUCCUACAAAUGUAAAUGUAGUGAAGGUUAUCGAGGCAAUGGAGCUGAGUGUUCACGCAUCCCAAGAGUGAUGAUAGAUCCUUCUGGCCCACAUAAUUUUCUACCAGGUAAAGAUAGCACAAGGAAUAUAAUAAGAGGAAAUAGCAGCAAUUUGAGUGGUAGUGAAGGAAGCAGCAACAGGAUUCCAGACUUAAUUGGCAGAGAUCCUAAGAGGCCUCCCUCACCCUCAUAUAUUACAGCUAAACCUGCUCCUAAGACUACAGCCAAACCUACAACACGGCCACUGCCAAAGCCAGUGACUAGGCCAGCACCCAAACCUGUCACAAGGCCUGCUCCAAAACCAGAGACAAGGCCACCUCCACAGCCUACAACAAGGAUUCUGACACAACCAGUGACAAGGCCACCACCAGCAACUACAAGGCCACCACCAGCAACUACAAGGCCACCACAACCAGCAGUCACAAGGCCUCCUCCGCCAGUUGUCACAAGGCCUGCUCCAAGACCAUCCACUAGCCCUGCCAUCAAAACAACAACAAGGCCAGCACUUGUUGUUACAAAAGAACCUGAGAUUGCAUUACAUACUACUGUUCCAGUUGAUAAUAGGAUAAAAGUGGAGCCAGAGAAGCCUAGAGGAGACGUCUUUAUUCCACGCCAAGGAGUGCAACACAAUCUCUUUGAUAUCUUUGAAGUGGAAAAAGGGCUAAGUGCGGAUGAAUAUGAAGAAAAUGAUGAUCCAGGUGUUUUGAUUCAUUCCUGCAAUUUUGACAGUGGACUGUGCGGCUGGAUCAGGGAUAAAGAAAAUGAUUUACAUUGGGAACUAGUAAAAGAUGAGUCAGGGGGGCAGUAUCUGACUGUUAUGGAGCCCAAAGGACAUGCAGGAAAAGCAGCUCGAUUGGCCCUACAUCUUGGACACCUAUCACUUUCUGGAGAUCUGUGCCUUUCUUUUAGGCAUAUUCUGUCUGGGGAACAUUCGGGCAAGCUUCAGGCCUUUGUAAGGAGAACUGGUGCCUCUCAUGGACCUGCAGUUUGGGGGCGCAAUGGCGGAAACGGCUGGAGAGAAUCACAUAUAAAUAUACUGGGAAAAAACAUCAAAAGUAUAAUUUUUAAAGCUGAAAGAAGUAAACAGAGAAUAGGACAACUUGGGCUCGACGACGUGAGUUUGAAGAGAGGUCAAUGCUCUAAAACACACUAGAGCGGAACUUAAAGUGACAGCCAUUCGAUGCCUGGCUAAGCUCAGGACAAGAGCACGAGGGAAAUUCAAUGCUGUUUUGAAUUUCUGAUGGAAUCAGAAUUCUCAAAGAUACUUUGUUCCCUCCUUUAAGAACCUGAUAGUGGGCACAAAAGUUCAAGUCAGCACGUUUCCAAAGAAUAUGUUAUGCUUAUAUAUAUUACUCAAGAUCAAUUCCUGGCGGGGACUAAAGAAGAAAAUUGGAAAAAUACAUUUUGUUCAUAUGUAUACUGUUAAAUACCUGUGCCUGUUCAUGUACAAAAUGAACACCACCAAGAACCCAUGUUAGUAUUAAAAGUCAUGUAAAUAACAUAUUUAUCUUGUGUUAAUAGAAUUGGCCUCCAGAAACAGUAUGGCGGGAUGAAAAUAAAUCAUGAAAUUCAAGACCCUAUACCCCAGUUAGUUAGCUUAGUAAUCAUAAGGAAGCAAGGCCAUUGGCACAAAGGACACAGUACAGGAAUAAAAAUUUGCUUCAUUCUAGCUUGUCAUCCCAUCUAGUCAUCUCUCAGUGUAGCUAAAGAACAAAUCAUCAGCUAUGGGUAGGGCUGUGACGUUGGCACAUUGCCAGUAAUGCUGCUAGCAGGAUGCCUAGUCAUAUGGAGAGAAUAGGGGUGUCCCCAUAUAAGAAACAGCUCACACAUCCAACAGUAUUAUUUUAAGACAGUUGGUUACUGAUACCUUUUGAAUGUGUCUGUGGCCUAUAUUUUCACUCCUGUAUAAAGAUGUUACUGAUUUUGUAUACCUCUCAACAUGAUGGAUGAUCUUGGCCAUGCCCAAUCACCCUUGGACAUGGCACAAGUCCUCCAAGCAUGCCAUUCAUAUGGAAAACUGGGCUGUAAAGGGCAGAAGCAAUCAUACACUUAUUCAGUUUCAUUUUAAACAAAGGAGUGAUGACAUUUGUCCUGUAUAAGAUUAUAUUUACUGUUUUAUUUGGGGUUUGGACUGUGAACUACUUAGUCCAACCUGAAAAAUAAUAUUACAAAUCUAUGUCAUAAUCAAAUCACAAAGACUGCUUUUAUUUUAGCACCACAUUACCCAGAUGUAGCAACAGUCUGAAGUCCCAAAUCAAAGAAAAGGUCUCUUUAUAAACCAAAAAGAUAGACAUGAAGUGUUGGUGACACACAUUGCCAUAAAAUAAUUAUUCUGUAAUAAUAAAAUGAACAGGGAUGUAGAAUAAUUCAUAGGUAAGGGCUGAAAUAUCUGGUUACACUUCCAUAUGAUUGUCCUGUUGUUGACAAACUGCUAAUUCAUUUUCAGUGUACCAUGAAGAGGACUUGGGGGGAUAUCACUUAGAUCUGUCUUGUAGGGGCAGGUAACACUUGUGCCUUAUUGCAUGUGCCAAAUGUCAUGGGGAAAUUGGAUCUGAACAAGCCUACCUUCAGUAAUAAGCAAUUGCAAUAUGAAUACUAUAUAUGAGUAAUGUAAUAACAGGAGCAAAGUUAAAAACCAUUUACAGAUGGAUGCGUUAAAGUCAGUGUGUGUGCAUAGUCAGCCAACUGAUUGGUAAGGGUUAUUAAAUGUGGCCCCUGGUGCUCCUUAGCAUUAUGCAUUCCAACAUCUCAGUGCCCACCAUUGUACAAUUCCAUGUUGCCCCAUACAAUUAAAUGAGUUUGUUGAUACAUAUAUAGAUAAGUCAAUCUGCAUCAGUUUGACACAUAGAUUAAAAGCAAAAAUAUAAAGUAAAUGUGAUGAGAAUACCGAACAGCAACACAUUCUGCCUGAAUUUUAUUGGAAUUUUGGGUCUAAAUGUAGAAAUUACCACUUGGGCAUAAAGGAUUUUCCAUGGGGAGGGGGUAUUGCAUUAUGAUCAGUUUUAUAUAUUCAUAUGUUCUUGUAUAUGUUCUUUAAUUUCUUUGGCACUUAUAUGUAGACAAGCUGCCUUACUAGGAAGCUCACAAUUCUGUUUGUCUAUUCACCUUAGAGAAAAAUGAAUUUGACAAUGCAUUUAUUAAGUACAGAGAGCAAGUACCUCCCAACGGGGGGGGGGGCAGGAGUGUAAGGGGCCAGGUAAGGCCCUAACUAAUGAGCGUUUUCAGUAUAUCUUAGCAGUAUUUUGGGGCCUAAAUUAAAUUUGCUGUUUGGCCCAGUAACCUUUAGUUACGCUACCGAAUGGUAACAACGAAAUGCCAACAAUAUCCUGCAGCUAAUGCAGCACGACAUAAAACGUCACCAAAACUACUGAAAUUCAGGUUAAAGGGAAAUCAUUGUGUAUAUUUUGUCUGAUACUGUAUUUUAAAUUUGAUGAAAAACAUGUUUAUAUUCAUUUAUUGUUUCUACCAAUGUUUAGUAUAUCUUAUCUGGUGCUUCUUUAUAUAUCUCUUUGUUCCAUCACAAAGUUAACAGUAUUCAAGCUCCAGCAAAGCAACAUUUCCAGUUCAUGAUAUUGCUUGAAAUAAAAGAGAGCCACUUAUUUUAAUUUAUUUGCGUAUCUGAGAGAACAGCUUGCACUGUACGUAGGGCUGUCGUUCUUUAUGUGCGUGGUUUUUUUUCUUUUUACCGCAUUUGGACGUUUCUAUUCUUUAAGGCACUGUAUUUUUAAGCGAAAACUGUAUAUAAAGGUACACUGAAACUAUCCUGUAUUUAUAAAGAAUAUGUACCAAUGCCUGACAGUUGCAUCAUUCUUUGUGUCUGUAUUUUAUUUAAGUACUGUAUCUGAAUAUUCAUGGAAUUAAAAAGACUGUUUGAUUUA